CCGCGAUGCCCCUGCACCGGUUCCCGGUCGCGCUGUGGAAGCGGCUCCGGCUGCGGGACGGCAUCUGCGCCCGCCUGCCCGGGCACUACCUGCGCUCGCUGGAGGACACGCGGGCGCCCACGCCCGUGCACUACCGGCCCCACGGAGCCCCGUUCAAGGUCAACCCCAAGAAUGGGCAGCGCGAGCGCGUGCAGGACGUGCCCAUCCCGGUCCACUACCCCCGGGAGUCGCAGCUGGGGCUGUGGGGCGGCGAAGGCUGGGUCCUGGGCUACAGGUACCUCGGGGACGACAAGCUCGGCAAGCGCGUGCGGAAGGUGUGGAAGCCGCAGCUGUUCCGGCGCGAGCUCUAUAGCGAGAUCCUGGACGCCACCUUCGCCGUGACGGUGACCAUGCGCACCCUGGACCUCAUCGACGCGGCCUUCGGGUUCGACUUCUACAUCCUCAAGACGCCGCCGGAGGACCUGUGCUCGAAGUUCGGCAUGGACCUCAAGCGGGGCAUGCUGCUGCGCCUCGCCCGCCAGGACCCCCAGCUGCACCCACAGGACCCCGGCAGGCGAGCCGCCAUCUACCGCAAGUACCAGGAGUUUGCCGUGCCAGAGGCGGAGGCCGAGUGGGUCGGGCUGACGCUGGAGGAGGCGCUGGAGAAGCAGAGGCUUCUGGAGGAGCAGGACCCCACCCCCCUGUUCAAGGUCUACACAGAGGAGCUGGUCAGGCGGCUUCAGCACCAGGCGCUGUCCGAGCCUGCGGCCAUGGUGCCAGGGCGGGCCGGCGGAGCCCUGUCAGUCGGCAUCUUCCCCUACGUGCUCAAGCUGCUGCAGAGCUCGGCCAGGGAGCUGCGGCCCCUGCUCGUCUUCAUCUGGGCCAAGAUCCUCGCCGUGGACAGCGGCAUGCGCCCCCACCUGUUCCGGACACCCCCGGCCAGCAUGCUGUCCCACUUUGCUGGUGGCCACUUGACUCGGCCCCCACAGUCCCCACCUACUGGACCGUCUGUUGGACCCCUGGACACAUCCCAGAGUCAGAAUCUUCCAGCAGGGCUCACCGGCGUCGCUGCUGUGCCCUUCGACUUCGACCUGCGGGGGGGCCCUGAGGGGCUGGAGGCCACCCCAGGACCUGUUGUGGCCCAACAUGGGCCCGGAGGAGGACGGACAUGGACACAGCCCCAGGGGCCUGGCCUGGCCGCAGCAGCAGCUCUGCAGAACCAAGGCAAGACCGGGGCAGCGGCCGGGUGGGGGGCUGAGGACUGGGGCUGCGGCAAGGUGGUGGCCGGGCCAGGUGGCGGCCAGGCGGUGCUGCAGGGCCCGGUCUGCACUGGCCUGGGAGAGGCGGGCAGGUGCGCCGGGCAAGGCCUCAGCUGGUCCUCGGCCCCGGGAGCACAGAGUCCCACCCGGACAGCCAGCGUUGGCCGGGAGACGGCUGUGUCCGCGUCCGAGGCCCGGCUGCCCGGCGUCCGGGCCCAGGGAGCACCAGCCCGCCACUCGGGGCGCAGGCAGUCUGGACCCCACCAGGGUUCAACGGCCCCACUCCCGGGACACCUGGUCGCCCUGCGCGCCUGGCAGAUGACCGCCUUCAAGGGGCCUCCUGCCCAGGGACAGGGCCUCCGCUGCCUGUGGCCACGCUGCCUGCCUGCACCAGCUGCUUGUGCCAGUGGGGUGCGGGCUGGGUCUGUGGGCGCGACCUCACACCCCUGA
Condylura cristata (star-nosed mole) is the source of this 1688-nucleotide messenger RNA. It is a transcript of the gene MRPL28, whose product is annotated as mitochondrial ribosomal protein L28. Gene Ontology annotation, cellular component: mitochondrial large ribosomal subunit. The record is from RefSeq and is a predicted model, not a curated record. Bases 6 to 1688 code for a protein of 560 amino acids. Lineage: Eukaryota; Metazoa; Chordata; Mammalia; Eulipotyphla; Talpidae. Gene Ontology annotation, molecular function: structural constituent of ribosome. The transcript has 10 exons.